CGCGCUGUGCCGCGUCGAGCCGCCCCGCCGAACCAAAAUAAAACAGAUAGAAGAGGAACAAAGUGAGAAGUUACUUAACAUAAUGAAGUUACUCAUCAUCUGCACAGCAGCUCUGGCCACACUUGUCACACGACUAGAUGCUGCUUACAGUAAGAAGCACUACAAGCUACCACAUAAAUAUGGACCAGAAUACAAGGAUUGCAAUUGUUUAAAUGGAGGAACCUGCAUUACCUACUACCUCUUCAGCCGAAUUAAUCGCUGCCUAUGCCCAGAAGGGUACAGUGGAAUUCACUGUGAAAUUGACACUGACAGCAAAUGUUAUAUGGAGAAUGGUGAGGACUACAGAGGAACUGCAACAGAAAAGGAAUGUCUGCCAUGGGACCUCCCCUCAGUCAUCAGGAGGGAUAGAUACCACGCUGACUUGGAGAGUGCCUUGCAGCUUGGACUGGGCAAACACAAUUACUGCAGAAACCCCAAUGGAAGGAGCAGGCCCUGGUGUUACACCAAAAAGAGGUUCAGCAUUCAAGAAACACCUUGCAAUAUACAGAAGUGUCGUGCAGAAAGUGAGCCCACCUGUGGUCAAAGGAGCUUCAGCAAGUACUUCAAGAUUGUUAGUGGAAGCCAGGCAGAGGUUGAGUCUCAGCCUUGGAUAGCUGGCAUCUUCCAAAACAUAAAGGGCACUGACCAUUUUUUGUGUGGUGGCAGCCUCAUUGACCCUUGCUGGGUGCUUACAGCAGCACACUGUUUCCAUGCUCAGUUAAAAGACAAAUUGGCCUACAAAGUCUUCCUUGGAAAGUCCAUACUGAAUGCUACUGAUAAUAAAGAGCAAGUGUUCAUGGUGGAUGACAUCAUCUCUCAUCCUGACUUUACAGAUGAAACGGGUGGCAAUGAGAAUGAUAUUGCUUUGAUAAGAAUAAAGACAGCUUCUGGACAGUGUGCAGUAGAAACCAAAUAUGUCAGAACAGUCUGCUUGCCAGAGAAGAACCUUCACCUACCAGACAAUACCCAGUGUGAAAUUUCUGGUUAUGGAAAACAGGAUUUCUAUGACAUCUUCUAUGCUCAAAGACUGAUGUCUGCCAACGUGAACUUAAUAUCACAGAGAAAAUGCACACAUGAAUACUAUGACAAUAUCAGAGUUACUGACAACAUGGUCUGUGCUGGAGACUCCACAUGGAAAACUGAUGCAUGCAAGGGGGACUCCGGUGGCCCCAUGGUCUGUGAGCACAAUGGCAGGAUGAUGCUUUACGGGAUUGUCAGCUGGGGAGAUGGCUGUGCGAAGAAAAACAAGCCUGGCGUCUACACCAGAGUCACUCGAUACCUUAGCUGGAUUGAGUCCAACAUGAAUGCAGUACAUACCAAAAGUCGUCCUCUCCCUGACCGCAAAUGACCUUUUCUGCACGCAUGGAGUUGAAGUACUAGCACCAGAAGAAUGGGAUUAAGCCUGUACUUGUGCCAGGACACUGAAGUCCUGUAUGUCACUGAAGCUGAGUCAUGUAUGUUCCUCACUAGAGGCAUUUAAUUACAAAUGCUCAUGUCGUCUGCUGCUCAUAUCAGUGUUUCUGAUGCACAGACAGUGACAUAUUUCUCUACUCUAAAUUACCUGAAAACCACUCCAUGGGAAACUGAAAAUAUUUAACAUUUAAAUGAGUAUUCCCAUGUAUGAUACAAUACAUAUCAGGUUAUCUGCCUGCUUCAUUUAUGAACCAGUGUGUGGUCCAGAAGUAUUGGUACAGUUAAUUUAUUUAACUCAAGUGUACACUUUGUACAUAGACUGUGUUUAAAAAAAGAACUCGUCUUUCCUCUCAUCAUAUUGAAGAAGGCCAGCACUGAAGUAGGCCAGCACUGAAGUCCUAGAAACCUAAUCUGUUUAAACUAGUAUGGCAGAGGCAAUCAAGCUUUGUUGCACCUGAAAGCGAAGGAAAUAGCAACAGCAUUAGCUAUUGCUAAUGCACAAAGGAGGACUAAAAUCUAGCCUGGAGCAAUAGUUGUCAUAUGAGGUUCAAUCCUGUAGUCCCAACAUAUAUUUAAGGUCUUAGAGAUGGCAAUAGUAGCUGUGUCAGCAUAAAAACCUCUUAAGGCACUCUACUCAUCUACUUAAGGACUGUGAUGCAAGGUACCAGACUCUAUAUUUUUUGACUGGACUUCCAGGUCACAUCUGAAGAUAUCUGGGUCCCCUUUAAACUCUGAUCCUACUGCCUUUCUAAUGUAUGUAUGCACCUAGAAGAGGAUCUAAGUACUCAAAGGCUUUUGGUAGCUUCUGAUCAAUCAAUACCUAUUGAAUGCUGCAGAUAGUAAAUGUCAAACUAUUGUCUAUUCAUAACUGAUAUUGUAGGGAAGCUACUUCUUUCUCUAAGACUGAUAUGCUGGUUUUAUUUUUUUAAACUUGUCUUUGUUUAAUAGAUUGUAUGAGGGC
Molecule: messenger RNA, 2413 nt
Organism: Rhea pennata
Lineage: Eukaryota; Metazoa; Chordata; Aves; Rheiformes; Rheidae
Gene: PLAU
Product: plasminogen activator, urokinase
Exons: 11
Coding region: 83-1387 (434 amino acids)
Biological process (GO): plasminogen activation; regulation of cell adhesion mediated by integrin
Molecular function (GO): serine-type endopeptidase activity
Source: RefSeq, a predicted model, not a curated record